AGGUCAGUGGCAGGUUCAACGGUUAAAUUUGGUUAUAUUUAAACGUCCAGACGUUUGCAUGGUCUUAGUAUUCGAAAUGUAUUCAACGACAACGUUCAGGGUCUGAACGACUUGUCGUUGCUAGCUCUGUUAUCGUGAUCCUCAGGGCCUUAUAUCACCAAACGCUGACUCUCCCUGUUAUCGGCUUAAUCCAACUUCCACUCCCACAGAAAAAUGGCUAUACUCUUUACUCUCUCGUCCUCCGCUUUCCUUCCUCCUUUAAAACCCAUUACGCCCUUCUCUUCUCUUGUCAAGAGCCGCACUCUCCUAGUCAAAAGAUCAAUUUUUAUAUCCUCCUCUCUCCAACAAUCAACUGAGCCAGCGGUAUCUCUGCAGACCUUCUGGAAAUGGCUGGGUGACCAAGGCGUUGUAUUAAAAAAGUCCCCUGCGAGGCCCGGUGUAGUCCCUGAAGGACUGGGGCUGAUAGCAGAGCGAGACAUUGCGAAAAAUGAGGUGGUUUUAGAGAUCCCCAAGAAGCUUUGGAUAAACCCAGAUGCAGUUGCAGCUUCUGAUAUUGGAAGUGUUUGUAGUGGACUCAAGCCUUGGGUCUCUGUGGCUCUUUUCUUAAUCAGAGAGAAGCUGAAGGAGGAUUCUACAUGGCGGCCUUAUUUGGAUAUACUUCCUGAGAGUACUAAUUCCACAAUAUAUUGGUCAGAAGAAGAGCUAGCUGAGCUUCAAGGAUCCCAACUGCUGCGCACAACAUUGGGUGCAAAAGAAUUUUUGCAGCGGGAAUUUCUAAAAGUAGAAGAAGAAGUCCUUGUUCCUCAUAAAGAACUCUUUCCUUCCCCUGUAACAUUGGAUGAUUUCAUGUGGGCAUUUGGGAUUCUCAGAUCAAGGGCAUUUUCUCGUCUUCGUGGGCAAAAUCUUGUUCUGAUCCCCCUUGCUGACUUGAUCAAUCACAGUCCUGAUAUAACAACAGAAGAUUAUGCAUAUGAGAUUAAAGGAGGUGGUCUUUUCUCCAGAGAUAUUCUAUUUUCGUUGCGGUCACCCAUUUCAGUCAAGGCUGGUGAGCAGGUUCUGAUCCAAUAUGAUUUAAAUAAGAGCAAUGCUGAGUUGGCUCUAGACUAUGGCUUCAUAGAAAGAAAGUCUGCCCGCAAUGUGUAUACCCUGACACUUCAGAUAUCCGAGUCAGAUCCAUUUUUUGGAGACAAGCUGGAUAUUGCUGAAACAAACGGUUUGGGUGAGACUGCAGAGUUUGACAUUGUACUAGGCAGUGCUCUUCCACCUGCAAUGCUUCCAUAUUUGCGAUUGGUAGCACUUGGGGGUGCUGAUGCUUUUCUCCUAGAAUCUAUUUUCAGAAACACCAUCUGGGGCCACCUUGAAAUGCCAAUAAGCCGUGCUAAUGAGGAGCUUAUAUGUCGAGUGGUCCAAGAUGCUUGUAAAUCUGCUCUUUCUGGAUACCAUACCACGAUUGAAGAGCAGCAAUGCUUUCUUCACAAGUUAUAUGCUCGUGGUUAUCUAAAAGAAAACCCACAUACUGGUUUCAGGAUGAAAAGUUAGAAGGGGCAGAUCUUAAUCCAAGGCUUGAGAUUGCAGUAGGAGUAAGAGCAGGGGAAAAGAAGGUGCUGAAGCAAAUUGAUGAAAUUUUCAAGCAGAGAGAAUCAGAAUUGGAUGAGUUAGAGUAUUACCAAGAAAGGAGGCUCAGAGAACUUGGGCUAAUUGGAGAGCAAGGUGAAAUUAUCUUCUGGGAGUCCAAAUAGAGAAGUUGCAUCAAAUGUCAAAGAAGUUGAGAUCACAAAUAAAAACAAAAUCAAGUUAAGCACAUUGCUAUGAGGAGGAAAGAAAAGAGUCCUCUCCUUUAUGAGUUGGUUGAGAGAAAAGCAAGGAAGCUCCUGUUUCUGCAUUCAAUCAUGUAACAAGAGUUUUGCUUCAUAGUAAUGCUCCUGGUUUAAAUUUUCAUCCUAUUCAUACCCCUAGAUCCAAGAUGUUUGUAGGCUGAGCUAUAUAUUCUUAGAUUGCUGUAUCACGGAUGGUAGCUGCCUGUGUACAAGAAAUAUAUUGGCAUUUUCCUGCUUGGGCA
Manihot esculenta (cassava) is the source of this 2059-nucleotide messenger RNA. Its product is annotated as ribulose-1,5 bisphosphate carboxylase/oxygenase large subunit N-methyltransferase, chloroplastic. The record is from RefSeq and is a predicted model, not a curated record. Gene Ontology annotation, molecular function: protein-lysine N-methyltransferase activity; protein binding; [ribulose-bisphosphate carboxylase]-lysine N-methyltransferase activity. Gene Ontology annotation, biological process: peptidyl-lysine monomethylation. Gene Ontology annotation, cellular component: chloroplast. NCBI's taxonomy places the organism in Eukaryota, Viridiplantae, Streptophyta, Magnoliopsida, Malpighiales, Euphorbiaceae. Bases 214 to 1539 code for a protein of 441 amino acids. The transcript has 6 exons.